GGGAAAUUUGACGUCACAAUGCUAUACGAGAGAAAGAUGGGGAGUAGGCAGUAAAGGAGGCCGAUUUUAUGUUUGUUUUUGUUGCUUCCCCCCGAAAUAUUUACUUAUGGAAUAUAUAUGAAUAUCGAAGACCACAUCGAGAUGGCUAAAUAUCGAUGUAGUUAUUGCCAAAGUGAUAUUUCGGGGUACAGAGCGCAGUGUGCUGAAUGUUUCGACAUUGACCUUUGUUUACAGUGUUUUUCAUGCGGUGCAGAACUCGGGACACAUAAAAGGGACCACAGUUACAAAAUUUUUAAUGAUAGCCCUGUCGGUGCAUUUGACAUAACCAAGGCAUGGAGUCUAGCGGAGGAGACCAUGCUGCUAGAUGCAGUGGAACAAUAUGGAUUUGGAAACUGGGAUGACGUAGCCAGCCAUGUGGAAUCUCGGUCAGCAGAAGAGUGUCAAGAUCAUUAUGUGACUUUUUAUGUCAAUGGAAGUAUUGGAAGGGAAACCAUAGUGCUGACUAAGAGCCCAGUCAAAGACCACUCUUGCCCAGAGGGAGGUCCCCUGUCCCCCAGUAUAACCACCCCCAUCAGCCCCAUCGAACUCAGCAUCCAGGAGCAGCAUGAUUUGGGAUAUAUGCCGUUCAGGGACGAUUUUGAAAGAGAACACGAUAAUGAAGCAGAAACUGUGAUAAGUAGUUUGGCCAACAACUAUGAUGAUGAUGAAUUAGACAUAGCUGUAAAGUUGGUUCAGGUGGACAGAUACAGAACGCGAUUAAAAGAACGAGAACGAAGAAAACGCAUCGCCCGGGAAUACAACCUGAUUCAAGCUGCCGCAUCACUCAUUAAACCCAAAUCUCAAACCCCCAAAAAACGCACAUCAAAAGAUGAAAAAGAAUUCCAAGAGAAGAUGAAAGUAUAUGCUCAGUUCCAAUCCUCAGCCGAGCAUGAAGAAUUUCUAGAGAAAUGUCAAGAAGAGAAAGAGCUGAAGGCUAGAAUCACUGAACUUUGGAAAUACAGAGAGAGUGGAAUUACCAAAAUGGAUGAAGUGGAUGAUUAUGAAGAUGAACUUUACAAGCGAGAGAAAAAGAGAGAAAAUAAGAAGAAAUUGGGCAGUUCCUCCCCAAUAAAGAGGGUGUCAAUGGUCUCAAAAAAAGCCGCCGGCGGUAUCGAAGAAAAAUUAGAUAUACUCAUCGACGACGAAGGGCUAAAAGAUGAAGGGGAUGAAAAUGAGAUGAAGGACAUGUCCAUACUGCCAAGUUAUGGCAUGCUUUCAGAGCGAGAGAAGAAGCUCUGUAAUUCCAUUGGGAUGACCCCCGCCAACUAUAUGACCAUCAAGACCUGUAUAAUCAAGGAUUACCUACAGCGUCGUCAAGGUAUACCAGUAAAGAUCCGCUACCCCAGUGGGCUGGAUAAAACCCACCGGCGGAAAAUCAUGAGCUUCCUGACAGACAAUGGGUGGAUAAUGGCGGUGUGAGGAUAGGACCACAUCA
Magallana angulata is the source of this 1474-nucleotide messenger RNA. Its product is annotated as transcriptional adapter 2-beta-like. The record is from RefSeq and is a predicted model, not a curated record. Gene Ontology annotation, biological process: regulation of transcription by RNA polymerase II; chromatin remodeling. NCBI's taxonomy places the organism in Eukaryota, Metazoa, Mollusca, Bivalvia, Ostreida, Ostreidae. Gene Ontology annotation, cellular component: nucleus; SAGA-type complex. Gene Ontology annotation, molecular function: chromatin binding; zinc ion binding; transcription coactivator activity. The coding region runs from base 118 to 1458 and encodes 446 amino acids. The transcript is spliced from 17 exons.